UGGUCUUCUUGCGUUGGGUCCUGCCAAGUCCCUCGCCGACUCUCAUUGUUUUAGAAGUCUGCUGGACCUCUUUCGUUCAUGCAGCGUAGUGUUUUGGUUUGAGACAUGCAGGAUAGGUACAGCGAAAUAGGCUUUGUCCAGCAAAUACUCGGUUUGAAUUUAGUGCCGAGAAAAAAUGGCACGAACCGAGGGAACGACACAUCUCUCGACGACUUCUCAGAGAUGUGGUAUGGAGUGUUCCUGUGGGCAGCCGUCUCCUCGCUGAUCUUCCACCUGCCCGCGGUCCUGUUGUCUAUCGCCACACUGCGCCAGCACAAGAUGGCCCGAUUCAUGCCCAUCGCCAUCCUACUCAUGGGCAUCGUGGGACCAGUUUUCGGGGGGGUCCUCACUAGUGCAGCCAUAGCAGGUGUGUACAAGGCCGCAGGAAAGAGGAUGAUCUCUUUGGAGGCUCUUGUGUUCGGCGUGGGACAGUCAUUUUGUGUCCUCAUCAUCUCCUUCCUCAGGGUCCUCGCCACCCUCUAGCAGCACAGGGGCCCGCCUGGCUGGCACCUGAUGCUGCUGGGUGAGUCUGACACCAAUCGCACCUUCUCCCGACGGGACCUGAUUUUAACACGGCACGAGACUAGAUCCCCUGGGAAAACCCUGGGGAUACGCGUAAACCACUCAGACCCGGGACGUGAUGUCAUUUCCUACCGGUGGACCCAAGACCAGAGCGGAUUUUAUUCAAACUCCUGACCUGCUUUCCAUCCGUAUGAGGUUUCCACCGUAGGACGGCUCAAUGCUACGUUUACGUCUCAUGACUUUGCGGUCAUUCCUGAAUGAUGUGAAGGCAGCACGGGAUGCUGUUGUCCCCUGUUGCAGGGUGUCACAGGUUAGCAGCAGGAUGACACUAACCUUUCUCAGGGGCUGUGUGUGUGCGUUUGACUGCGAAGAGACAGAACAGCAGGCAGGCUGCUGAGACAGGAACACGAUGGUUAUAUGCAAAGAUUCUGGCUUUUUCCCCUUGAGGCCUUAAUUUCUAUUUUCUAACUUCCAAAGUGGUGUUUUCUCUUCAGGGCUGUCUGUUCUUUAACACGGUCUCUCUUGCUGCUCCUUUUCUGUUCUUCCUCAUUUUAUUUAAUUUUUGUUCAAAUUAAUUGAAGUCUGACUGCCUGUGCGUUAAUGUUAAUUUCAGUUAGUCAUUUUAGACGAGCAUCAAGUGAAGAGGUUUUUACAGAUCUGUUUUUAUGGGACAGGACAUUUUAUUUUUUUAUUAUUAUUCUGCCCCGCACAUGCAGCGUAGAGAAUGUCUCCGGUUCGUCUGCUCUUCUUCUUGAUCUGUUUGUUUUUCUGAAUAGAUCGCAGGUCCGACCACUGAACGAGAGCUUUUCUCGUCUCUCUUUGAAUGAUACUUUGUUUUACAGGUGAUGUCAUUUUGCCUCACUGAACUGAUUUGUACAUAUUUUAAAUUAUUUCCAGGGCUUUAUAGCUUUUUAAUCCUCACGACCAAAUGUGUUUUGCUGGUUUAUAUUUUUCUGCACUACACUGAACAAAAGAAGAGGUCUCCCUUGGAGUUUUUAUGGGCGCAUCCAAUUCCCACAGUCCUCAGCGACAGCUUUUAGUUAGCCUCUGGUGGCGGAGCGGGUGCUUUUGAAACAAGUAUAAUGUGCAACUUCCAGACGUAGGUCAACUCUACAUGUAAUACUUUUUAUUGUAAAAGAACAAAAGACGUAACUACUACCCUACUUAAACUAUUUAAAACCAACCACUACCAGAAAGAGAAGUAUUUAUUGUUGGCCAGGUCUGACGGGAGUUCAGUGAUUUUACAUUUAAUAUAAAAAAAUGUGCAUCUUUGUCUUGAUUGAAAAGCUGUUUCUGACAACACUGCAUUGGGUCAUUGCCACAAAUUGACACGUUGACACAAACAACAACAAACUAUCUUGGCAUCAGCCGAGUCCCUCUACAAUGCAGAGAUUUAAGAUUAGAUUAAACUCAGGAGUCACCUUUAGGGCCGUACAAUUAGAGUUUGAACCGUGUGAACGCUGGUCUGAGGUCUGCGUACUCACCGCACACCCUUCUCAUAGAAGUACCAGUUAAUGUGUCACACGGCAUAAGCGUGUUUUUUUUUUUUUUUUUUUUUAAUACGUCUGGCCUCAGGUUGAAUCUGUGCAGCAGAUUUAAAGUAUUAUUUCUUCUGACACAUCCGGAAUGUUUAUUCCUUCGUAACUUAUUUAAACUUGGUGCAGAUUGUUCUGCACAUUCCAACUGGACACAUUUUUUCCCCCACAUUUCCCUGCUUACGCCAAAAUAAUUUUAGAUCCACGGAGCCCCUUUUAACUUAUGUAGAAUUAAAGAGCGCAAACAGACGAUUUUCCUACAAUCCCCUUAAAGAAUUUCUCUAACCCAUGAUUAUUUACCUGUACGACACUAGAUACUAUGAGUUCUGGUACAUCUGAAAGAAAAGUCUCACAGUGCAACAAAAAAAAGAAUGUUUUUAAUUUUGGGAAGUAAAAUCUAUAAACCAGGGAGGGCCGUGAUCAGAAAAUAAUGUUGUCAAUACACUUAAGAGUCGAAGGACAAGACUACAGACGUUUAGCACCCAUGGGACCAACAAUAAGACAGGAACUGUUUUUUAAAGUUUUGUUUUUUUUGAAGACCCCUUUUGUCUUCUAGGUGUAUUUAAACGGUGGCUCUUUUGGAGCCUUGACACAAGAUUCCCCACCACACCGAACCACUUCCUUCUUCAGAUUUUGAAUUUUCAACCCUUGAGUUUGACUUUUUCAACUGCAAGAAGCUCGUUAUGUGUGUGGCAUCGCACUUUACAUAUUUUUGGAAGUACACGGUAGUUCAAUGAAAUUCGUUCCUUCAAAGUCUUCAGCGCCUCACUAUAAUGUGUGUCUGAUGCAGAAAAAGCAAGCCUUGUUUGAAAUUUGCCCUUGGCCUUGCUUUUACGCUGUACAUUUUGGAGAAUGUUUAUUUUUUUAUGGUUGUGUAAUUUAGCUCUUUGAGCAUGUGUGUGUUCACUCUCUGGUUCUGUUACAGCAGCACAUAUUGGCACAUAAAGGAAGCCCGGUGCUUUCCCUUAUCUGCCUCUGUGACAUGAAUUAGCACUGUUAUACUCUUGUGUUGAGAGAUAAAUGGUAUAAGAGGUCAAAAGCAAAUGCUUUUAUGUGCACUGUUGGUGAGCAGCAGUAAAUGUCCAUGCAUACAGACUGGGCUGUCUCAGAGUCCUUCUACAUUAGACUCCCAGAUGGGGUUAAAGUCCUUGUUCAUUUUCUUGAAGCUACUUAACGCAGAAGGACAAACCAGGCAAGAAAAUGCAGUUCCAUAAAAAGAGUUAAGCCAACGCUAGAAGAAUGUUAAGUACUGUAACACUAAUGUAAGUAGAUGCACAAUUAGCAUACGGUUGAAUCAACAGGAACCUUUUUUUUUUCACUGUAGUGUGUCAUAGCGGACGACACCAGACGCCGCAUCAGGGAAGCUUUAGGUCCGACAGUAAGACUAGCAUUUUCUGAAAAUGUUUUAAUUGUCUUUCUACCGCGACUUGUUCCUUCUCGUCUGUGACUUUGACCAAUAGAAAGACGAAGUCCCGCCCCUUCUUGCCUUCGAUUGGACCAUAUUUUGGAUAAAAAAACAAAUAUGGUAACCAAUGGCAAUAGACCCAUUUUUUUUAGUCGAGUUUUGGAUUGUGGAAUUGUGAAUUACACGUUUGUCAGUUUUACGGAAUAAUUUCGCACGUCUAGAAAGUUGCAUUUUGUUGAAGUAUAAGACUGUGAAAAUAUGUAAAUUAUAAAAGACAACACACCCAAAGGUUGCACAAGUGACUUCUCUCUCUGAAGCUACGAUGCCUGUGUGUUUCCUAACAGGAUGUUCUCACACUAACAACAGGGCUCGUUCUUUCAUUUUGCAGCUGAUAAAGAGAGUGGCUGAAACACAUUGGGUAAGAUAAAGUUACUUUUGUGCGUGGAACAAAGCUAAGUUAGCUAGCUAGCCAGCAAGCCGAGGUAACGGCCAUGUUGGUGACGUUUUGUGUAAAAUUGCCGAAACAAUUUUACACAAAACGUACUUCUAUAACAACAAAUCUAUGACAAACUGCGACUUUCUUGAAGUUAUCUUUUAAAUUGACAAACGUGUAAUUCAUGGAACAGUUCAAAUAAUAUUUCUCUCUCACCCUUCAACCACCGUAGUUAUUUUUGUAGACUCUAUAAUCGCCUACUCCGACACAGUGGCCAUGGUAACAAACAAAUAUUGUGUAGUGUGAGGCGACAUUAGAUUCAGCUAGGUGGACCAAAUAUAGUAUCUAAACUGAUAUGUAAAAAGUGAGUGAUCAUAACUUUGAUAAAUUCUUGAUGCCAUGAAUUGAUUAUAUUAUUUAU
Molecule: messenger RNA, 4355 nt
Organism: Anoplopoma fimbria (sablefish)
Lineage: Eukaryota; Metazoa; Chordata; Actinopteri; Perciformes; Anoplopomatidae
Gene: tmem170a
Product: transmembrane protein 170A
Exons: 3
Coding region: 106-522 (138 amino acids)
Biological process (GO): endoplasmic reticulum tubular network organization
Cellular component (GO): endoplasmic reticulum membrane
Source: RefSeq, a predicted model, not a curated record